Molecule: messenger RNA, 528 nt
Organism: Penicillium bovifimosum
Lineage: Eukaryota; Fungi; Ascomycota; Eurotiomycetes; Eurotiales; Aspergillaceae
Exons: 4
Coding region: 1-528 (175 amino acids)
Source: RefSeq, a predicted model, not a curated record
AUGGACCUCGUUCAGGUGAGGCUUAUCCCACCCCGGGACCUCCCCCCACCUUGUUGCGGCGACUUUCCCCCUCCUCGGAAGUCUGUCCACUUCCCGGACGAUGCGGACCUCGUGCAGGUGAGGCUCAUUCCGCCCAGGGCUCUACCUUGUUGGAGUGAGAACAUCGGCGCAUUCGGCACGAGUGCGCUCCUGGAAGCCUUACCUGAUCUUGAUGGAUCCCCCAGUGCAUCGCCCCUCACGCCUGUACUCAAGUCCUUGGAUAUGCCAUUCGCACUCAACUCUCGUCGACAUUCACGUGUGGUCAUCCAAACCCACGUCCAGGUUGGGCGAUCGAAGGCGAGCGUUUCUGACUGUGAUCGGGCGGAAGGCAGCAGAACGUGUGGUGGCUUGAUUGUGUGGCAACUGGGGUGGUUGGUGGGUGUCGCUGCUGCGGGUCGGACUGAUCGAACGUCUCUGUCUGUGAACAUGCGGAAGGCACCAGAGCGUAGGGAGGCUCAAUUGGAUGGCGACGGGGUGGCUGGUGGGUAA